Amphibalanus amphitrite is the source of this 4920-nucleotide messenger RNA. RefSeq names its product solute carrier family 35 member B1-like. The transcript has 10 exons. Gene Ontology annotation, cellular component: endoplasmic reticulum membrane; Golgi membrane. The record is from RefSeq and is a predicted model, not a curated record. The coding region runs from base 197 to 1168 and encodes 323 amino acids. NCBI's taxonomy places the organism in Eukaryota, Metazoa, Arthropoda, Thecostraca, Balanomorpha, Balanidae. Gene Ontology annotation, biological process: UDP-galactose transmembrane transport. Gene Ontology annotation, molecular function: UDP-galactose transmembrane transporter activity; UDP-glucose transmembrane transporter activity.
CACAUAGCCUUGCGUAUAGUUGACAUGUGAAACAUUAUUCUCCAAGUUGUAAAAAUGAUCAUUGACAUGCCAAAAAAUUCUUGUUUCUUCUGAUACCAAAGUGCAAGUAUUGUAUGCUUAGUAGUGUAUAGAAAAUAGAAGAAAAUUGCAAAUCUGAUGAGGAGUCCAAUGACCACCUGAACAACUGUACAGGAAAAUGAACAGAAACUUUAAACUUUGUACCUGUGCAGGAGGAAUAUUUGUUUGCUAUUUCUACUAUGGUGUGCUACAAGAGAGGAUUACUCGCGGGAUAUACAAGAUUGGAGAUGUGGAAGAGAAGUUUGUUUAUAUACUUCCUAUGGUUGGGUUGCAGUGUUUGGUCAACACUAUUUAUGCAAUGAUAUUGAAUCGGUUCGUGAACCCACCGGCCAAAGAUACGACGACACCAGGAUACCAUGCAGCAGUGUCUCUCACAUACCUGCUAGCUAUGGUGUUUAGCAACAAAGCCCUGCAAUGGGUCAACUACCCAACUCAGGUGGUGGGCAAGUCGUGUAAACCGAUCCCGGUGAUGCUGAUGGGCGUGCUGCUGAGCCGGCGCCGCUACCCGCUCAGAAAGUACCUGUUCGUGCUGCUCAUUGUCGUCGGCGUGGCCGUGUUCAUGUACAAGGACGACGUCAAGAAGGAGCCGGCCGGCACCGAGGGGCUCGGAGAGGUCCUCCUGCUGCUCUCACUGCUGAUGGACGGACUUACGGGCGCCAUCCAGGACAUGAUGAAGAACGACUUCAAGUGCAGCUCGGGCAGCAUGAUGUACAGCAUGAACCUGUGGGGAACCGUGUACACCGGCCUAGCUGUGGUGAUGACCGGCGAGCUGCUAGGUUUCCUCAGCUUCGUGCAGCGCCACCCGUCAGUGCUGGGACAGCUGGCCAGCCUCUCGGUAGCCUCCGCUCUAGGACAGUACUUUAUCUUUAUGACGAUCAGCGAGUUCGGCCCGCUGCCGUGCUCCAUCAUCACCACGACGCGGAAGUUUUUCACCGUGCUCGGCUCAGUGUUCCUGCUGGGGAACACGCUCACCAGCCGACAGUGGCUCGGGGCCGUGGCCGUCUUCACAGGUCUCAUCUUGGAUAGCGUUUACGGCAAAACGCCUGCAUCGAAACCGGUCACAAACGGCAAGGCCAAGACUGAUCUCUAGUGAGGCGCCGGCGCGAUGUAGCGAGCUCGCGCGCUGCUGAAUAGAUAUACCCACAGUCCUAUUUAUUGUUGUCCGUGUUGUCGCGCAAUUUCUGGUCAUUGUAACCUCUGAUGAGGCGGCUGAUACCUCUAAACUUCUGACACGUUGAAGUAUGCUGGGUUUUGUUGCUUUAGUUUUAUUCAUUCAAAUGAAAUUCAAUGUUAUUUGAUAUGACACGCUGACACCUGACAUGCUGUUCUCAAAAUUCACAGCAGUACAAACGUUAGUAAAAGCAUGUCUUCAGAAGACUUAUAAAUUAUAACGCACAGUGUGGUGGCAUGUUGUUUCUUAGGAAAGACGCGGCUGGGUUUUUCGGGUGUGGCUGGGGUAGUUGUUGUAGUUUUUUAGUAGCUUUGGUAUCACCUGUGGUAUUUAUCGAUCGUUGAACACGUGUUAUGGUUGCGCCGUGGUUCAGGACGCACUUGCCACUUGUGCCGUAGGUGAACAGUGUGAGACAAAUAGCACCCUGCCUCCCCCCCACCCCCACCCCAUCGCAGGGUUUCUGCUCCUUACGACCAAGUGACCUUGCACAAAGUGCAUGUGAUCGAGUAUCGACACGCUCGGGACGGAUAUUCGCUCUUCUCUGCUGAAAUGUGAAAGGCCCAGCAUCUCUCAAUUUGCCUUUCUCUGCGUUUAUUGUUUUCCUUUGAGGUCAUAAAAUUGAGCCUAAUGGGUUCCAAACAUUUUCCACAUUAGUAACAUCUGCCGUCGGGAGAAAAACCUUGUACCUGGAUAAGUUUUUUUUUUGCUGAACUUUCCAUGAAGGUAAAAAAGACUUAUUAUUCACACUGGCUAUAUAUGUGUCCUCCAACAAUUGAAGUUGCUUCACACCCUGGAGGGUGGAAAAACAAUGAAAUUAAUGAGUCUGGUUACAUGAUACUGUUACUAUUCGGUGACGUCUGUCGUUCAAAUGCAUUAAGUGAAACAUUGGUGUAUUUUCACGGCAAUCGAAGCAAUGGCGAAAUACUCUCCAUGCCCAGCUCGAUAGAAGAGAAGGAAAAUAUAAUAUGCCACUUCACAGAGUAGAAAUAAAGUAUAUUUUGUACUUUCCGAUAAGCAAUGUUAAUUGCGAAAACAAUUUAAUCACUACUGUGCUCAUAAUAAACAAUUGAUUGCUCCUGUGCGCCUUGGGUCCACUCAUCCUUUUUCUCCUAACUUUUCUUUCAGCUGAGGGGCUGCAGACCCCCGGAGGCCCUCCUGGAAGAGGCACCUAUGGGGUGGCAGCAGCGAGAGGAGAUGCCGCUUUAGCUGGAGAAGUUUCGCUUUGUUCACUCCUCUGAUUGAGACUUCGACUUUGGCUGCCCAUCUGUUGCGUCCAUUCCCGCUAGACCCUCAUGCCAGAGAAUGGAGACUGGCCUCGACGCUUCUCCCGCCAUCCACAACGUUUGCUCACUGUAGACAGUGUCUCGUUAUAGACAACGAGACGUGAGGUGAAGAUGCACUAUUUGUGUGGUAGUUGAGGAAGGAGGAAUAUUUGCAUCAUGUCCCCGGACACAACACGUUCGCCGUCGUCCCAUAGGAACUCCUUCGCCAUUUAUCUGAAGACUAUAUGCCGCACACUGUGAGCACUCUUCUGAGCCCAGCUUUGUGAAUCCAAUGUUCAUCCGUUCCAUUGUCUACCGGUAAGUCGUCUCGGAGCGCAUGCCUCUGCCUCAGGUUUGUUCGCAAUGUCGAAACAGAAUAACAGUGCUUAGGUCCGCUUGGAGAUGUCUCGGCGGCUUGGUGCAUGAAGAUAGCGAUUGUGAGGUGCCACAGAUUUCAAGGACAUGGUUUGCUGCUUUAUGAUAUCUUCCUCAACCCUCGCUUGUCCGCUGAAGCUGUCGCAUCUGCCGCGAUGCUUCUCUACACUGGCUUAUCGUUGCCCGUCUUAAAACCAAGCGCGCUAAGGAAGAGUUCCUUGCAUACUCGAACAUUUUCAGAGCCCACUGGUAGACAUCACUGUAGGGAACGUUUUCGGCUCUUUCGUCCCCGUUCAGAAACACCGCUGUCUUCUGUGAUAAAUCGCCGCUACCACUUUGGGCUGGCUGUUCUUGGCAGAUUGUUGACCCUCCCACUGAUUUGACGUCGCUCAGCCUCUGAGAUGCCACCUCCGCACUGCAGAUUUCAUCGACCUGCCAUGCAGUCGCCAGGGACGGGAAACAACUGAUGCUUUGUAGCUAACCCCUUCGUUGAUCCUCCUGUGUUCUUGCGCGCUGCACUUUGGCGAGAGCGGUUUCAGGAGCUGCUUCGGUAAAGUGCAGCCUUACAUGGUCCCAGACUACUUCGAGCACUUGGCAAUAAGGUACCUAGUAGAUUUUGGCUAUUCCGUUCAGGAGAUGAUCAUUGCUCAAGUCAUGUUCUGCAAACAGAUACGGAUUUUUCUAACGAAAAAGGUGGUUUGCUCCCAUUUUGCAGGCCGUCGUGCGGUAUUGAAUCCAAACGAGAUACGGCUUUAUUCCUGACGCAAUAGAAUCAACUUAUAAGUUUUAUCGCCUCAAAGUUACAUAUGCCGUAUUGGCACUUCCGACUUUCUUCCUGCGAAGUGGGCUUAUACCGUAAUAAUAUUUUUGUUUGGUUAAGCAUAGCAUAGAUACAGAGUUGAGAGAUUGGAUAAUGAUGUAAAUAAUAAACCAAUUAGUACAAAUCAAAUAUAUUCAAAAACACACAUUUUGGUUUUGUGAUCGUGUGGUUUUGAAUAUAUUUGAUUUGUAUACUAAUUGGAUUAUUAUUUACAUCAUUAUCCAAUAGGUACAUAGGUUUGGCCACUGGCAUUGAAUGCAUCGUGGAAGGAGCUUUCCAAGUUCCAACAAUAUCAAAAACGAAGAAUCGAUAAAAAAUGACUCAGGUACGGGUACGGCUUUCUUUCCUCCCGACGGCGGAUGUAUUGUAGCAAACAAGGUGCCUACAAGCCUCUAGGCGUCCCUUAUUCUGUUUCUUUUUAUUUCUAUUUGGCUCUGUAUUGCUCUGCUGAUUUGGAUCGGCGCAUUUUUAUAACAGUUUCGAGCGAUCACGAUUCUGUGCUGGGGUAGUUUCCAAGUGUUGCUGCGAACUGCGAAGCACUGGUACCUAGUGUUUGGGGUGGGAUUGACUGUAAUACGUGAUAUGUCCUAAUCACGGCUUGAGAAUCAGCGUUAAAACAUGAUCGUAAAUAUAAUUCAUUGCUGUUCUACGGCGCAUUCUCUAUUGCUUGCUGAAUCUUCUUCAUACUUUUUGUGACGUUUGCCAUUGGCAGCGAUAAAAUUUAUCCAGGGCUGGCAGCCAUGCAUAUGUAUUGUGUGUGCUGUGACGCCUGUGUCUUUUAGAUCACUAUAUCUGAUCACGAUGCCAAACAAAGAUAGGAUGCUGUUUUGACUUCUAUAUUCUGGAGCUACUUAGUCAGUGAAUCUAAUGGGCCAUAUGUGUGAGCCAUAGUCGAUUUAUAAUUCUAUACCUAAAUGCUCAGAAAGUAGAAGUAGGUAAUCCAUAAAAUCGGGAUAGAUAAUUUGUCAUACGAGAAUUACGACGCGCAGCGAUGUCAGAUUUGAUCGUACUUCACCAAGCCAGCUGGCGUUUUGAGAUCGAUAACGCAUCUAGUUCUGUCUAGCGUAACUUGAAUCUCUAUUCAGUUUUUAACUGUUUCCUUGCUCCCAACUUGUCCCUACCCUUCAUAAACCUUGCCUUCAGCUUUUGUUUUGUUGAUUGUUACUUAUUUAUGUUGAUGAAUAGGUUUUGACGAAAAUAUAUGGUGAAAUUGG